Manis pentadactyla (Chinese pangolin) is the source of this 4670-nucleotide messenger RNA. It is a transcript of the gene CBX2, whose product is annotated as chromobox 2. The record is from RefSeq and is a predicted model, not a curated record. The coding region runs from base 75 to 1673 and encodes 532 amino acids. Gene Ontology annotation, cellular component: heterochromatin; PRC1 complex. Lineage: Eukaryota; Metazoa; Chordata; Mammalia; Pholidota; Manidae. The transcript is spliced from 5 exons. Gene Ontology annotation, biological process: negative regulation of transcription by RNA polymerase II.
CUUUGUGUGCGGCCGGCGGGCGCGCGGCGGCGGUGCGGGAGCGGUGGCGCCGCGGUCGGCGGGCGCGCGGCAGCAUGGAGGAGCUGAGCAGCGUGGGCGAGCAGGUCUUCGCCGCGGAGUGCAUCCUGAGCAAGCGGCUCCGCAAGGGCAAGCUGGAGUACCUGGUCAAGUGGCGCGGCUGGUCCUCCAAACACAACAGCUGGGAGCCAGAAGAAAAUAUCCUGGACCCGAGGCUGCUCCUGGCCUUCCAGAAGAAGGAACACGAGAAGGAAAUGCAGAACCGGAAGAGAGGCAAGAGGCCCCGGGGCCGGCCAAGGAAGCACACGGUGAUGUCCUCCUGUAGCAGGCACUCCAAGCUCAAGGAGCCCGAUGCCCCCUCCAAAUCCAAAUCCAGCAGCUCCUCCUCCUCCUCCACAUCUUCCUCCUCCUCCUCAGAUGAAGAGGAUGACAGCGAUCUAGAUGCCAAGAGGGGCCCCCGGGGCCGUGAGACCCACCCAGUGCCUCAGAAGAAGGCCCAGAUCCUGGUGGCCAAGCCUGAGCUGAAGGAUCCCACCCGGAAAAAGCGGGGCCGCAAGCCCCUGUCGCCGGAGCAGAAGGCGGCCCGGAGACCCGUGAGCCUGGCCAAGGUGCUGAAGACCGCCCGCAAGGACCUGGGGUCGCCAGCCAGCAAGCUGCCCCCUCCACUCAGCGCCCCUGUGGCAGGCCUGGCCGCUCUGAAGGCCCAUGCCAAGGAGGCCUGUGGCGGCCCCAGCGCCAUGGCCACGCCAGAGAACCUGGCCAGCCUGAUGAGGGGCAUGGCCAGCAGCCCCGGCCGGGGCGGCAUCAGCUGGCAGAGCUCCAUCGUGCACUACAUGAGCCGGAUGGGCCAGGGCCAGGCGCAGGCCGCCGGCAGACCGGCGCUCAAGACCCAGAGCAGCGGCAAGUGCAGCCUCGGGCUGGACCUCAAGGUGAGGACGCAGAAGGGGGAGCUGGGGAUAAGCCCCCCAGGAAGUAGGGUCCCCAAGGCCCCUAGCAGUGGGGCUGGGGAGCAGAAAGCGGGGAGUGCAGGGGGGCCCCCACACGUCCACAUCCACGGCGGUGGCAAAGCCCCUGCUGGGUGCCUGGGUCCUCAGCCCACCCCGACGCAGGAGCUGAGCCUCCAGGUCUUGGACUUACAGAGCGUCAAGAAUGGCAUGCCGGGGGUGGGUGUGGUCGCCCGCCAUGUCACCAAGGGUGUCCCUGCCACCAACCCAGCCACUGGGAAGGGUUCUGGGGGUGGCCCUACGGUGGGGAGCGGGGCCAGCGUGCCCACUGACACCAGCAAGAGUGAGAAGCUGGCCUCUAGGGUGGCAGCUCUGCCCGCCCCUGCAGGCAAGAGGGACUGUGUCAAGGGCAGCGCGGCCCCCAGUGGGCAGGAGGGCCACUCGGCCCCUGGAGAGGUGCGCAAGAUGACCACACUGUCGGAGAUGAGCACCGGCGAGGAGAACAGCAGCUCCGACUCGGACCCCGACUCCGCCUCACCACCCGGCACCGAGCACAACUUGUCUGUGUCCGUCCAGACGAGCCAGGACUGGAAGCCCACCCGCAGCCUCAUCGAGCACGUCUUUGUCACCGAUGUCACUGCCAACCUCAUCACGGUGACAGUGAAGGAGUCCCCCACCAGCGUGGGCUUCUUCAACCUGAGACAUUACUGAUGUCCGCAGGCGCCUGGCUGCCCAGGUCUCGCCUGCCUCUCUCUGGUUUCUGGUUGGGUGGGCUGCACCUCAGUCCCUCUAGGGGGGCCAGGGGGCCUUGUUCAGGGGCAGGUCUGGAAGGGACUUCUCCCUGACCCUGGCCCUGCCUGUGACGUGAGGCAGGAGCAGUGCCUUGAUGCCUUGCUGGGCCUGGCCUCGCCCUUGUUUCUACCUCUGGGCCUUUGCUUCCCUUUCCAUUCACCUCAGGUCUGAGUGACCACCUGCGGCUCCACCUGAGCAUGUUUACGCCAAGCCCUGAUGGUGCUGUGUGAACUCUCCUCGCUGUCCUCUGGUGACAGGUGGUGGUCACCUCUCCUGCUUGGCCAGGGGCAGGGGGCUUGGAGGAGGAAUCUUCUGGUCCAGCUUGGCUGUUCCCUGCCCAGCAGUGGAGAGAGAAAGUAUAUUGGGGUGUUGGAGGCAAGGCCUCGGGACUGUUACAGGAGAGCUUGUUUUUAGAAGAUGGGGAGGGGGCCUGCCUGGUCAGAACCCCCGCCUCAGCGCAGUGCCUGAGCUGUGCAGGGGGAGGGCUGUCCCACCCCUGACUACCGAGCAGUGUGGCCUUAUUGUAAAAGGAUAGGUGCUGGCAGCUGCAGGAGGGUGGAGACCCCCAAAGAGGUUGGUUUCUGUGCCUGUAAACUGGUUCAGAUUCACAGCUGCAGCCCCAAAAGCUGACCCAGAAUUCGGCAUGGCCUGGGCGCACAGGCUGGUCCUGGGCUGUUUCACUCAGAGCCUCCAAGUUUGGGGGACAGGAGAAGGUUGUCUCUCCACUGCCAGCCUGUGCAAAGACUGCAUAGUCCCGACCCUGGCCCCGCAAACCGCCCCCCGGGACUCUCUGGAAGGCGUGGGUGCAAGACAGUGCUGCCUUCCGGCUGUUGUGCGGCUGCUUGCCGAACGAAGUUCCCACCCCCAGCCGCCUCUGCCCAGGUGGAUGGGCACCACGUUUCCCUGACAAUCCCCCCACCUCUGGGGGUUCUAUGUUCUCAGCAGAGAAGCUGUAUAUCCAAACUAUUGGGGAAGUAGGACAAAAUCUGAGCAGCCCACCUGGCAGGGCACCCCCAAAAGGCCAAAUCUGGUCACCCCCAGGUGGCUGGGGCUGGGAGCUGCCGUGUGUGGUUCCUGACCAUCGUCAGAAUUGUGUUACCAGCUUGUUGGGGAGGUAGGACAGUGAGUGGGUUCACUGGGUCUCUGUGAUGCCAAAAAGAAAUGUGGAAAUGUGGGGGCACUUUAUUACUUGAGUUACUGUUUAAAGUCAGCCGGCAGAUGUGGGGGAGGUUCAGCCUUUAUCGCCCUGAGCCCAGACUCAAUGCAGGUCCUGAGGGGCAGGCCUGCCAGAGCUCCAGGGCCCCCAGACCCUCACUCUCCACACCAAAUGGGAAGAGAUGGCCUUUGUGUAGCCAAAUCAACUUCAACAGUGUGCCUUUGGGGACAGACAGGUGUCAAGGGAGGGGCAUCCAAGAGCAGCUUUCAGGACUUGGAUGUGGCAGCCUCACUGGCUAGGGCAGGAAUGGUGCCACCCUGGCAUACCUGAGGGCCGAGUGUUGAGAACCAGGCAAAAACUGGCAAGUGGGCAGCGAAGGCGAGAGUCGCCUCACCAUUGCCCUAGGAGGGGAAGGAAAAGUUCCAGCUUACUGCACAGUGGGCCACUGACACAGCCUCCCACCGGUCCCCUAACACCCAGACGGCCCUGGGUGUGACUGGAGGGGCUCCUCUGGGCUGCCACCCCCUCAGAAGAGGCGACAACCUUCAAGUCUUGUAGCUGCUUUCCUGCCCAGCACCAUGCCGCCUUGAGGCUGCAGACCCACCCAGCAGCAGCCCCGCUCCCCACCCAAGUCUUUGAGGUGAUCCUGGCUUCCUCAGGCUGUUGGACGGAUGUGUGUGGGCUGACCUGACAUCUGCAGCAGCCAAGUCUCCAAAUCCCGAUCUGGUGCCUUUUGCUUCACCAGCUACUUAAACCCCAAAGUGUGUACCUGCAAACACCUUCCUCAGAGCCUCUUUGCUUUCUUGCUGUGUUAUUUCUUGGUGUUUAUGUCUCCAAGUAGUCCAUGUUCAGAAGGGCGUGUGUGUGUGCACAUACGCACUCGUGCAAGUGGACAGCUUCACUGAAGAGCUGGAUGGGCCGAUGCUCAGAGGUGGCCGUAGUAUUUCCCAGUAAAUGAAAGUGGUGCUUAUUUGCUGGGGUGUGGGUGUGGCCAGGCAUCAGACACACCUGACCUGAGACUCAGUUUCUUUAUGCCACAGGGUUUCUUACCUGAGCUGCAUCACAAUGGAUGUGAAAUGGGUGUUUUCAUCCUGUCACAUCUUUCUGUUUGUCUGUAAUGGAUAGAAGUGGCCAGUCUGUCCUCUUUAGAGAGUUUGGCAUAUUUUUAUAUAUAUUUUUGGUACCAAAAAGAGUGUUACGUGUUUUGGUUACACUCAAAAUUCUAGCCUAAAGGGCUUGGGGCCUGGAGGUCUCGAGGGGUCUGGGGGAGGACCAGAGCUUUGGACCAGCGCCAAUCACUAGCUUGAUUUGUUUUUCAGUAAAUCAUUCCUGUAUGCCACUUCUACUUGCUUUAAACUGUGGCUAUUUGCUUUCUUAAAAGAGAACAAAAAUGGAUAUGUUAAAGCCCUGGAAAACUUAAGGUCUCUGUUGAAACAGGACAGCAGCUUAGCCCCCAUAUUCCAUCAGGACCAACCAGCCAGCAGAAGGAGCUCCUUCCUGCAGGAAGCCCACAUGGUUUGGGGGAAAGGGGUGGGAGGAGGGGAGAGGUAGUGCCUAGAUGACCGAUUUCUGCUCAAGUGCAUCUAAAGGUUCUGUGGAUUUUUGUAGUAUUUUGGGGAAAACUAACACUAGCAAUAGGUUGCAGGAUUUGGGGGGUUUUUUAGACUGAUUAAUUUAUUUUGCAGGGGAAUCAUAUUAGCAAAUGGUGUCAGAAGGUUUUUGUCUUGUUAACUUUUAGUAGAUCAAUAAAUUUUUUUUUU